CGCACUGACUCGCGGGCGGAGCAGGAAGGAAACCGCUCCCAAGCGCGGCGGCAGCGUCGUUCCUAGCGUGCAGUUGCUGCUCCUACCAUCUCGGUUGGUUUGCGUGUCCCCUUCUUGCAGCAUGAGUGGUCUGCGCGUCUACAGCACGUCGGUCACCGGCUCUCGUGAAAUCAAGUCCCAGCAGAGUGAAGUGACCCGCAUCCUAGAUGGGAAGCGAAUCCAGUACCAGCUAGUGGACAUCUCCCAGGACAACGCCCUUCGAGAUGAGAUGCGAAACUUGGCAGGCAACCCCAAGGCCACCCCACCACAGAUUGUCAACGGGGAUCAGUACUGUGGGGACUAUGAACUCUUCGUGGAGGCUGUGGAACAGAACACGCUUCAAGAGUUCCUGAAGCUGGCCUGAGUAGGGAUGGCCAGUCUACCCAACUCCUCACCAAGCCUUGAAGGACCUUGUGACCAACUCUCUCAUUCCAAUUCUGACCUUGGAGUCCCUCCCUGCAAACCCAAGCCCUUUCUGUACCCUCCUUCCUUCAGAGGUAACAUUCCUUACUCACCA
Messenger RNA from Phodopus roborovskii (desert hamster), 556 nucleotides. It is a transcript of the gene Sh3bgrl3, whose product is annotated as SH3 domain binding glutamate rich protein like 3. Lineage: Eukaryota; Metazoa; Chordata; Mammalia; Rodentia; Cricetidae. Gene Ontology annotation, cellular component: cytoplasm. The coding region runs from base 122 to 403 and encodes 93 amino acids. The record is from RefSeq and is a predicted model, not a curated record. The transcript is spliced from 3 exons.